UAAGGUUUUGUCAAUACCGAUGUUGACGGCUGAAAACAGACAGAUCUGUUUGUUGUUAUCGGCGUGCGCAUGCGCGCGAUAGUUCGAUGGCGGCCGGGCACACCUCGACCGGCCAGGCACUCAACGUUCGUGGCUCGCGCUGCCAUCACGCCGACGAAAACCGCGGGCUAAUAUUAGCCCCCCAGCGUGACUCUAUACCUAAAGAGUCUUAGUGCUAGCCCGCAAACGUGACACCGCGUCGCGUGCUAACCUCGCACUGAGCCCGGCUCGGGUUUUUCCGCGAGAGCUCGCAGGGCGGGCGGCGCGCGCCGGCACCACCCUAUCUUCCCAAUAAGAAAUCAACCUUAUAACCAGUCGCACGUCCUGAAAAUAGUCUAUGAAUUGCUGUAAUUUUCACAUAUUUUCAGUAUAAAAGUAUUUUGUGCAGUGAUAGUUGAAAAUUUUGAGAUUUUCUUGUGAAAUGUGAGAAGGGGCAGAGGGACAUAACAACAGGUCUGAUAAGAAGCGGUCAACAAAAUGACGAUAGUAACGAACCCUGCGCGCUCAAACUCCGAGGAUGAGAUCGACGCGGGCUGCGAGAUCAUGCCGUGCGGCGAAUCCUCUGGCCUCACCAUCGACGAUAACAUGCGCCUCUACGACGACGAGAAGCAGAGCGACAUCGUCUUCGUGGCGGGUAUCAACGGCGACACCUGGCGCUAUCCGGGUCACAGGCGCGUGCUCGCCGCCACCAGCCCCGUCUUCGCCGCGCUGCUCUCUGCCAAGACCGACGUCAUCGUCGUGGACUACAUUGACCGGCGCGGCUUCGACCAGCUCCUGCGUUACCACUACUGCGAGCCCACCCAACUCAACUCCGUGGCCACGGCGCGCUGCUCCCUCGACGCUGCCUACAAGUUUCUGUGCCCGCAGCUCGCCGAGCGCUGCGCGCGCCGGCUUGACGAGAUGCUGAACGCCAGCGUCGCGCUCGAGAUCCUGCGUGACCUGCGCUUCAUGUGUGCACGGCUGCCGGGGGCCGCAUCUGCGCCGCCGUUGCCCUCGCUCACCAACGAUACGGCCGCGCGCCUGCUCGCCCAAUGCUCCUGCUGGUGUGACUCUCUCGCGCACAACGCCCUUCUAGUGCUCGACGAAAACGCCGACGAAGCGCUCACUGAUGAGCGGCUCGAAGAGCUCACUUACGAAGACCUCGCGCUGAUCGUAAAGCGCGAUACCCUUCGCGUAUCGAGUGAGCUGGUGUUGGCGGAGGCACUGUCGCGGUGGAGCACUGCCGCGUGCAAGCGGACCAAGCGCGAGCUAACGCCAGGCAACAAGCGCGCGGCGCUGGGCGAGCUAGCGUACUGUCCACGCUACCUACUGCUGGCGGGCGAGGAGCUGGAACGCGCGCUAGCGUUGGAGUUGCUCGAGCCGAUGGAACGCGCAUUGGUAAUGGCGCGAGCGCGCAAGCUGUCUGCACCGGUGCCGGUGGGCGCGGAGCAGGAGGGGUUGCUGCGGCAGUGGGCGCGCCCGCGGCCCACCACGCCCGCUGCGCUGCCUGUGCACCUCAGCGCGCGCUCCGAACCUGCGGAUGUGCAGCCUAGCAAGCUGUGCGCGCGUCGCGCCAAGCGUCCCAAGCGGCCGAGCUUCGCGCCAGAGGAAAGGAAGGCCCCGAAGCGCGGCUGCUGCACCUCGUUCUGCGACGGUCUGUUGAGAGCCUUCAUCUGCCUUUUCGAUUGAAUUACAAUAAUCGUUUGUCGCAGAUGCUACUCUCCAGGUAUUGUUUGUUAGUAUGUGAAAUCGUUGUUCAAUGUGAAAUCUUCCUAGACGGCAACACUUUCCUUCUAUCUUAUAUGUAUGUGUCUACAAAAACACACUAUUCAAUACAUUAGGUCGUCUCUAUACGGACAAACGAAAAAUAUCUUCGCUACAUGAAGAGUUUAUUGUAUAAAUGUGUAGAAAAAAUAAUUUAUUACUUAGUAAUACGAGCGUAACUAUAUUAUGAUGACUUUUCUGUAAAAAU
Messenger RNA from Papilio machaon (common yellow swallowtail), 1990 nucleotides. It is a transcript of the gene axed, whose product is annotated as BTB/POZ domain-containing protein 6. Gene Ontology annotation, biological process: neurogenesis. Gene Ontology annotation, cellular component: cytosol. Lineage: Eukaryota; Metazoa; Arthropoda; Insecta; Lepidoptera; Papilionidae. The coding region runs from base 517 to 1707 and encodes 396 amino acids. Gene Ontology annotation, molecular function: protein binding. The transcript is spliced from 2 exons. The record is from RefSeq and is a predicted model, not a curated record.